UGAUUGAUAAACUCCGAACAGUUGUCUCCAAAGUGUUGUGAUUAGCAAGUGGUUGUGUAAUGUGUUGAGCUGAGUGCCGGCUGGGUGUAGCGGAGUGGCGGGUCGGUAGCGCUACAUGCAGGGGCGCGCGGCCGCAGGCCCGGGCGGGCUCCGCUCCAACCCGCGCGCCCUCCCGCCGGUGCUGCCGCCGCCGCCCCAAUUCGCGACCGACCAGGAAGCGAUGCCGGCCAACCAGAUAGCCCAGGUGAUCGCCUUGAUAUGCGGCCUGCUGGUGGUGAUCCUGAUGGUGCUGGGGCUGGCGUCGGCGGACUGGCUGAUGGCGGCGGGCUGGCGGCAGGGGCUCUUCAUGCACUGCAUAGACCCCGAGGCUCCCACGCCGCUGCCCUUCGACAUCACGGCGCAGCCCGGCUGCUACGCUGCCAGGCCUACCUCUUAUAUUAAGGCGUCGGCGGGGCUGUGCGUGGCGACGCUGGCGGCGGACGUGUGCGGCGCGCUGCUCACGGGGCUGGGGCUGCGCGCCGCCGACCACCGCACCAAGUUCCGCUACUACCGGUUCGCGGUGCUCGCCAUGUCGCUCGCACUGAUGUGCAUCUUAAUAGCGCUAGUCAUCUACCCGGUGUGCUUCGCCGCAGAACUGAAUUUAGGAAACCGAUCGGUUUGGGAGUUCGGCUGGGCCUAUGGCGUCGGCUGGGGCGCCGCCAUUUUCCUGUUCGGCGCCGUCGUUCUCCUGCUGUGCGACAAGGAGAGCGAGGAGCUCUACUACAAGGAACGAAAAGUGGUCCACACGGAGCGCACGGGGCGCCCCUAGGGCCGCCCGCGCCUGCCCGACCUGGUGCCGUGAGCACCGCCUCGCUAGCACCGACGCGCACGCCCGCUGGGUGUGAGACCGAGGUAACGUUGCGUACCGACACACACACACACACCUGACUGUGCGAUUGUAACAUA
This is a messenger RNA of Cydia amplana, 945 nucleotides long. Its product is annotated as transmembrane protein 47. Gene Ontology annotation, biological process: cell-cell adhesion. The record is from RefSeq and is a predicted model, not a curated record. NCBI's taxonomy places the organism in Eukaryota, Metazoa, Arthropoda, Insecta, Lepidoptera, Tortricidae. The transcript is spliced from 6 exons. Gene Ontology annotation, cellular component: cell-cell junction; membrane. The coding region runs from base 116 to 808 and encodes 230 amino acids.